AUGAGGUUUUUUUCAAAGAGGAUACUGAAAACGUUACUUUCAGUUGUUAUCGUAACAUCGAUUAUCGUAACCGUUGCUGUUUAUGUAGUAACCUCUAAUGAAGAGUAUUUGAAAGCAGUUAAAGAUAGUGCCAAUUCUUUGCGGGGAAGCUACAAUAGCUUCACAGGCAACACUGAUACACCUGCUGUAGCUCCUAACCAUGAUGCGGAAGAGUUGGAUGAUAUAUUGGGGAGAUUGUAUGAGCCCUUUUAUGACAAGGAGAGUUUUGAUCCAAAUGAAGUACUUGCUGAUAAUAAAGAGUUGUACGAUGAGUUUUUGGCUACAGAAAUUUCUGAGCCAAAAGUGAAAAAUUUGGUACGUAGCGGGGAUCCAUUGUCAGGCAAGGCAAAAGGCACCAUUUUGAUUUUAGUGAGAAAUGUUGAUUUAAAGAAAAUAAUAUCUUCUAUUCAACAACUGGAAGAAGAAUACAAUAAGAACUUUGGCUAUCCAUAUACAUUCUUGAACGACGAAGAAUUUACGGAUGAAUUCAAAGAUGGAAUACGGAAAAUUCUCCCUCAAGAUCGUUUGAUAGAAUUUGGUACUAUUGAUCCGAAUGACUGGAAUAUGCCUGAUGACAUCGAUAGGAAGAAAUACGAGGAAGAAAUGGACAAAUUGGACAAAGAGAAAAUUCAGUACGCCAAAAAAGAAUCUUAUCAUAACAUGUGUCGUUUCUAUUCCAAAGAAUUUUAUCAUCAUCCUUUACUAUCGAAAUAUAAAUAUGUCUGGAGAUUGGAACCUGAUGUUAGUUUUUACUGUAAAAUCAAAUACGAUGUUUUCCAAUUUAUGAGCAUGAACGACAAGAUCUAUGGGUUUGUUUUGAAUCUUUAUGAUAGCCCACAAACCAUUAGAACGCUAUGGACUUCAACGAUGCAUUUCGUUGAGGAACACCCAGACUAUCUGAACGCUAAUGGAGCUUUUGGAUGGUUAAAAGAUAAUUCCCAGAAUCCAGAUAAUUACGAAUAUACUCAAGGGUAUUCUACUUGCCAUUUCUGGACUAAUUUUGAAAUAGUUGAUUUGGACUUUUUGAGGUCGGAGCCUUACGAACAAUAUAUGCAAUAUCUUGAAGAGAAAAAGGGAUUCUACUAUGAAAGGUGGGGCGAUGCUCCCGUUAGAAGUUUGGCACUUGCUUUAUUUGCCGACAAAUCGCGCAUUCAUUGGUUCAGAGACAUAGGUUACAGCCACUUUCCAUACACGAAUUGUCCCACUUGCCCAAGUGAUUCAGAUAGGUGUAAUGGAAACUGUGUACCAGGUAAAUUUACGGCUCUCGAUCUCGAUCAUCAAAAUUGCCAAGCAGCUUGGAUCAGGCACUCUAUGACCGACGAAGAAAUCGAUAUGUACUGA
Messenger RNA from Saccharomyces mikatae IFO 1815, 1380 nucleotides. RefSeq names its product putative mannosyltransferase (gene KTR4). Gene Ontology annotation, molecular function: alpha-1,2-mannosyltransferase activity. NCBI's taxonomy places the organism in Eukaryota, Fungi, Ascomycota, Saccharomycetes, Saccharomycetales, Saccharomycetaceae. Bases 1 to 1380 code for a protein of 459 amino acids. Gene Ontology annotation, cellular component: membrane; Golgi apparatus. The record is from RefSeq and is a predicted model, not a curated record. Gene Ontology annotation, biological process: protein O-linked glycosylation; cell wall mannoprotein biosynthetic process; protein N-linked glycosylation. The transcript has a single exon.